Thyridium curvatum is the source of this 2136-nucleotide messenger RNA. RefSeq lists its product as uncharacterized. NCBI's taxonomy places the organism in Eukaryota, Fungi, Ascomycota, Sordariomycetes, Thyridiales, Thyridiaceae. The transcript has 2 exons. The record is from RefSeq and is a predicted model, not a curated record. Bases 1 to 2136 code for a protein of 711 amino acids.
AUGGGCCGCCCUCCUGCGUACAUCUUUGUCGUCAGGCACGGCAACAGACUCGACGCCGCCGACAAGCAAUGGCACCUGUCUUCUCCGACCCCCUACGAUCCUCCCCUGACCUAUAGCGGAUGGACACAGUCUCGAGCCUUGGGCUUGAGGAUAGGCGAGAUACUGAGGGAGAGACUGCUCGACGACGAUCGACCGAGCGCAUCCCCCGGCGCGAAACCCAAGGGCGGACGGAAAUUCAGGGUCAUCAUCCACAGCUCCCCGUUCCUUCGAUGCGUCCAGACCUCUGUCGGCAUAAGUGCCGGCCUCGCUUCCGACCCUGCGCCCUUGCAGAGCCCGCUCAUCGGCGGGUACUCGCCCCGCACAUCGCAACCCUCGAGCCCUCUACCGUCUCCCGGCAUCAGCCCUGCACCCCGUCCUGCCAUCUCCAUCGACACGCGGCAACCCCUUCGGCCCGUUCCCAGCCCUGCCACUGACGACGAAGCCAAGGCGGAAAGCAAGGAGAUCCCCAAGAUAGUGCUGCGCCUGGACGCCUUCCUCGGAGAAUGGCUCUCGCCGAGCUACUUCGAGCUCAUCACGCCUCCUCCGGGCUCCGUCAUGAUGAUCGCCAGCGCCAAGGCCGAGCUCCUGCGCCGCGAGAACUACAACAGCUACCCCCACUUCCAGCUCCAUCAGAACCAUGCGCAGCACCACCACCGGAACCAGAACCAUGCGGCGCAUAACCACGGCCACCUGUGGAACUCGAGCCCUCGGGCAAGCCCUGUGGCCACGCCGCCUGCAGCCGAAGACCUGCCUCCCCUGUCCGGCCUCGACAGCCUGUCGGGCAUGGCCACUUCCCUGCCCAGGAGCGGUAGCGUGGGAAGCCAUCACCACCGGCCCGGACGCCUGGUGCCCAUGCCGGCUGUUGAGGGCAAUGCCUACGUCGCACCGACCCCCACAUUUGCAGUGUCGUCCAAGGCACCGAUACCUGCAGGCUACGUCGCACAUGCAAGGGACGCUUGUGUGCAGGUCGAUUACCAGUGGGACUCGAUGCGCGCCCCGUACGACUGGGGCGACGGCGGCGAAUACGGCGAGGAGUGGACUUCGAUGCACAAGAGGUUCCGCCAUGGCCUCCAGAAGAUGGUCGAGUGGUACUCGGACGCCGAGAAGCCCUACAAGAUGGUGACCAGGCUCGCCAGGUCCUCUACGAAUGGGUCGCAGCCGGGCAAAGCGGACCCCGAGGUCGAAGAGCCCGAAGAUGAGGAUGCUGAGAACGUCGUCAUCCUCGUCUCCCACGGCGCGGGAUGCAAUGCGCUCAUUGGAGGCAUCACUCACCAGCCGGUCCUCAUGGACGUCGGCCUCUGCUCCCUGACGAUGGCUGUGCGCAAGCCGGCCGCGGGGAACGGACUGAACGGCAGCCAUGCCGAUGUUCUCGUCCUCCCUAGCGAGAAGCAUGGCGCCAGUCCCGUGCACAAGAUCUACGACCUGAAGAUGUUUGCCAACACGGACCACGUCCGGUCCAACGCGCCGACUCCGACGGCAUCUCGCUCCUCUAGCAUGGCCAACGCGAUGGGCGGCAUCCGGGGGCGCUACUCAGGCUCCUUCUCGUCGCCGCUCGGCAGCCCCUACAUCGAGGCGGGAGGGAGUAGGAGCUCCUCUGCCAACGCAGCCUUCAGCGACUACAGACGGGCUUCGGGGCACUCCUCUGGGAACCACGCUGUCGGCGGCAUCACAGUUGGGAGCGGCGUCACGUCCUUCACCAACCCGACCGGCCUGUCGCGCACGCCCUCCAUCGGCCUCUGGUCUCCUGCUGCUGCGAGGAAGGCCGAGGAGGCGUUUGAGGACGAGAGCGAGCCAGACAUGGUCCUGAACUUUGGCGACGACGGCAAGUACACCUCGUCGCACCUGCAGCACGAGACCGCCGAUCCCAAGGCGACGGAGAAGAACGGGCCUGCGACUGCUGAGGAGCCGCUUGUGCCGGCCCAACCGCCGACGCCCGGCGUCGACGAGGCUGAGAAGGGCGACACCAUCUCCCAGUUGAGCCAGCUGCCCACUGGGCUCUGGGGCCAGCAGGCCCGGCCGGUGCGGCCGGUGGAUCUUGCGCAUCACAGGACCAUCAGCUCGUCGAAGCGCCGGUGGACGGUCAACGAGCGGACUUAA